UCGCCUCAGCUUUAUCAAAACCGCCCGGUGCUCGGGCGGAACAUAGAGCUGCGCAUGCAGAAAUGGCGGCCCUUGCGCAGCUGAAAACAAGCUCAGCUGGGCCAGUUGAAGUUGAAGCGCUGAGUUAGAGCGCCAUGCGCCAUGCCAUUGAAAUCGAAGUGGUGUCCCUGCGCAUGCAUAUUCACAGGGGAUGGGAGAGAUCUGUGAGCGAGUCACCCCAGCGCGCCCCCUUAAGCAUCCACGCUGCUGCGCCAAACCCAGUGGGACGCUCCUCAAUUGGAGCUCCCACGAAUACGACGGAAGCCUCCCCGGCGCCGGAAGCGCUCCUUUCUGAAACAUCUUGUAAUCAGAAUGGGGCUUCCCCGCCCCUGGUUCAUCCUCCUUCUCCUUCUCUGUGCGAUCGCAAUUGUUGCGCACCAGUCCGCCGCCCCAGUCACGCACUUCUUCUCGCAGUCAGGGGGGGGAGGCAGGAAGGUCGUGACGCUCGCUGACCUCGGCACGAGUCUCAAGCCGCCCAGGAGCAGCGCCGCUGAUCUGGGGGGGUCAGAAGAGGGGCAGAGUUGGCAGGAAGCGCUGGGGGGUUUGUUCGGGGCGGGCAGCAAUCAAGCAGAUUUCCAGGGGGACAAGAGGGAAGUUUUCAACAAAGGGGACGGAACAUUGAAAAUGGCAGUGGACCGCCUGGGUGAUGUCAGCUCGGGGGAAGCUGAGGUCAGCGACGGGGUUGCUGAGCUCAGUGGGGACGAUGAGGUGGUGGUGGACUGGGGCCUGCUGACCGAUCAAACAGAGGACCACUCUGAUCCGAAAAGUGGCGCCUCGGGAGUGACAGAGCUGGAAAGUCUGGUGAACCAAGAAUCAGGAUUAGCUGCGGGCGGAAAGAGAACAACGGAUAGUGGAGGGCUCGGAGAGUCCACCAAACGUGCGGGAGCAGUGUUGAAGCAGCCGGUUGAUCGGCCGAUCACAGGGGCGCACGGAACUGUCAUUCAAAAGCCCCCAAAACCCCCCCAGGGCUCGACGUGUCGGGAGUGGAUGACCGAUGAAUGGGAGCGUUGGGAAGCGGGCUUCAGAGACUUUAGAGAACAACCAGUGAGGAUAUCGGACGCUGGGGCUCGAAGUUGGUUCGAGACGACGAGGGAGGAGCUCCAAGGAUGCGACAUCGGUUGCGAAAUGCAUGCGGCGGGCUCUCUUGACGCGCCCGAUGGAACCACCGAACACUGGGUCGGAGAAGUGCAACCGGGGCUCCCGUCAAGCGGACUUGUCACGUUGCGCAAUGUUGAGUCGUUUACCAACUACCCCUCGAUCGCGAACCCUCAAGCGCGAACGGCAGGCGUCGACAUCCUGUCCAACUUUCGCCUAGAUUCGGAUGUGCCCCACGUGUACUUUUCUUGGAGCGGCUGCGUGUUCAACCUGAGAGGCAAUGACUGCAAUGGUCUCGAAAUCAUGGGUCCCGUCCACAAGAAGACGGCCAAGGCGGCCGCGGCCGCGUUCAUCAGCAAUUGCGAUGCCAAGAACUUCCGGACGGCGGCGGUCAAGGGCUUGAUCGAGAACGGGAUCGCGGUGAGCAACUUUGGGGACUGCGUUCACACGGCGGACCUGCCGGGCGGCGACGUGAAGGGCUACGACGAGUCCAAGUACGGCUCCAAGUACCACAACAAGCUCGUGCAGUUCCAGACGCACAAGUUCGCGCUCGCGUUUGAAAACAGCUGUGAGGACGAUUACGUCACGGAAAAGUUCUUCCACGCGCUUGCGGCGGGCAGCGUCCCGGUCGUUGUGGGCGCCCCCAACACGGCGCACUUUGCGCCCGCACCAAACUCGUACCUGCAAAUCGCGUCGGAAGGAGAAAUUCCUGUGGUUGCUGAAAAGAUGAGGUACUUAAUGGAGAACGAGACAGCAUAUGCUGAGAUGUUGGCCUGGAAGACGGCCGGCCCUUCCGACGCGUUCAAGGCCUUGAUGGACCUUCAAGCGGUGCAUCCGACGUGCCGCUUAUGUCAGCACGUGGCCUACCGGUUGCGGGAGCGGGAGGAAGCGGCGUGGCGGCAAACGCAUGCGCCCCCGCCGUGCUAUUGCCAGGAAACAACGGAAAAGGGGGAGAAGCGGAGUUCGUACACGCUUCUUGUACGGGAAAGGGGUUUGUCAAGAUUCCGGCCGCUAGUGCUCGACGCCUUAGCCUUGAGAGGCUUGGCAAAUCUAGAAGCUGCGGUGUUGGAAGAGUUCAAACGCUUGGGUCACGAACCGGUUUGGAUGAAAACCAGGGCGGCCGCCGGGGUUAAGACAACGAGUUGGCGGGUAUACAAGUUGUAUCCGAUUGGCUUGACUCAGAAACAAGCGUUGUUUGGGGGAAGGGUUUGGGAGUCCGAUGCGGACCUCUUGAACUACUUGUCGAGGAACCCGUGUCCGAAAUUUGAGGUCGUGUUUGUAUGACCAUAGAGAUCAAAGUCCUGUAUAUUGUGACGGUAGUUGAGGUCAAGGCCCGGGAAUUGCACACAACUUGAAAGCUGAAAUAUCGUCGCAAACACAUGACCAGGUCCAAAUGGGAUUUGAAUCAAUUAUAG
Molecule: messenger RNA, 2549 nt
Organism: Klebsormidium nitens
Lineage: Eukaryota; Viridiplantae; Streptophyta; Klebsormidiophyceae; Klebsormidiales; Klebsormidiaceae
Source: the annotation of a GenBank genome assembly